UGAAGAUCACAGUGACUCCUGCCUGGGAAAGGCUGCGACCGCAAUUUCCAACCAUGAUGCGGUACGGCCUACGCUGCUUCCUACUUUUCUCCAGUGUCCAGCAAUGAUCGCCCCGUAAUUGGAAGCACGCAGGUCCAGCGUCGGAUCAAGAUGUCUCGGAGCUUUGUGAACAAUAUCAGCAAUGGAUGAUCGUGGUCCUGAUGUCCACAAUUUCUCGCCGUCUCAACAUCGCUUACCAACUGUAUCCGGUAUCGAAGCCCUCCAGAAUGCAUCGGCCAAGGCAAAGGGCAUCUCGACUCGACUGUCCAAGUUGGACUCGGCACUUCUCCCAAACGAACUGUCACUUGCUACCCCGGGUAUCCAAAGGGGAUGCGUGACCGAGGUCUUUGGCCCUCCAGGAGUCGGCAAGACCACGUUUGGACUCCAAAUCGCUGCCAAUGCCCUUCAUUCAGACCACGAGGAAUCUCAUGUGCUCUGGGUGAAUACUGGUUCGCCACUGAUUCCAGAAAGACUUCGGCAGCUCAUGGCCGGUUAUAACCCACCAAAACCCUAUAAUCUGUCUUCAUCGCCGCUCUCUGGGAAAGACAACGACUCCAUGAUCGCAGAGAAAUUCGUAUACCUCGAAGCGCACACUCUGCCGAGAGUGCUGACAUUAUUCAUGCAUCCGACCGGGACGCUGCCCUCGCCCAAAACAGGGCUAAUAGUCGUGGAUGACCUAUCAAACCUCCUACUUGGCUCUUUCUCGCGAAACCCGAACAUUCUCAAGGCCGCCGCGCCAGCUGCCGUCAAGGAGAAACUGGAGAAGCGAGCUGCUGGCCGACGCUUCCAGACCAUCGAAAGCCUCGGCGCGGCCAUGUCAAAAAUGGCAACCCUUCAAAACACGGCCAUUUUGGUGCUCUCAAAUGCCACUAUCAGCUUGAAAGGCGGCCAGAAAGCCACAUUGAAGCCCGCGCUUUCAAGUCAAGCAUGGGAUACUGCCAUCCACACCAGAAUCAUGCUGUUCCGCGACUUCCCAGACGACGACCAGGAGGCGCAGCUCUCUAAGCUCGAAACAAAAGCACUUAGGUACGCCGAAGUCCAGCGUCAGGCUCGAAAAGAGGUCUACAAAUUGCCGGUGCCGUUCGUCAUUCUGACCGAUGGGUUACGACAGCUGGACCCGCCUCAAGCGAAAGGCAACGAAGAUGUCUUUGUUGACACCAAAGCCGCUGAGCAGCCGCGCCCUCUACAAGCUGACCUCCCACUCCUUCCCGAUGAACUCUCGCAACCAUCACAGUCGAAAAAGCGCAAGGCUACCGAAAUUGCGGACAGCGAAGAUGAUGACGACGAUGAUGGUGUGCAGUCCGACCACAGCGAGCCAAAACUCCCCGCCCUCAUUGUGCGAAAUGAACAGCUCCCACUUAAGGACGAGGAGGAGGUGGAGGAGGAGGAGAUGAUUCUCGACACGCACGAGACCGCUCUUCUACGGAGUUACAGGUACGCCAGCAUUAGGGGUUCUGAGGACGCAAUACCGGUGUCUUCAUCAGAUGACGACGAGGAGGACGGUGGAGAUGAAGACGGACAUCCGUGAAACAAGGCACCAUGAAAUAGGAUCCUAUAGAGUAUACGGACAUUCAACGAUUGAAGUAGCACGGCAUUCAUUUGUGCAUGAUG
This is a messenger RNA of Exophiala xenobiotica, 1650 nucleotides long. RefSeq lists its product as uncharacterized. The record is from RefSeq and is a predicted model, not a curated record. Gene Ontology annotation, biological process: reciprocal meiotic recombination; meiotic DNA recombinase assembly; DNA repair. Gene Ontology annotation, molecular function: ATP-dependent DNA damage sensor activity; ATP binding; crossover junction DNA endonuclease activity. Gene Ontology annotation, cellular component: replication fork; Rad51C-XRCC3 complex; Rad51B-Rad51C-Rad51D-XRCC2 complex. NCBI's taxonomy places the organism in Eukaryota, Fungi, Ascomycota, Eurotiomycetes, Chaetothyriales, Herpotrichiellaceae. Bases 182 to 1567 code for a protein of 461 amino acids. The transcript has a single exon.